GAGUCAGGCAGACGGAGAGAGGAGUCCCUAGGCUGGACCACUCCCUGGGAAGAUGAGAAGAGCGCAGGGAGCUGCGGAAGGAAGGAGCCGCCUCUGACCUGCUGGGAGGGUGCCUCCGGGUGGUCCUUGGAAUAGAGGCAGACCACCACACUGGCUGUCGUCUGAAGGCGAUGUCAGGACCCGAAGCUCCCAGCCACAACAGGAGGCUGCCCUCCGACAUGGAAAAUGGGCAGCGGGGGCUGGAUGCCGAGCAGAUGCAGCAACAGCAGCUCAAACUACGCGAGAGGCAGAGAUUCUUUGAGGAGGUUUUCCAGCACGAUGUUGAUUUCUUCUUCCCAGUGUCCCAUCUGCAGAUAGAGCACAGGAGACCUCCCUUAGGCAGCAUUUCCUCCAUGGAGGUGAAUGUGGACAUGCUGGAACAAAUGGACAUGAUGGACCUCUCUGACCAAGACACUGUGGAUGUGUUUCUCAGCUGCGGGACAGAGGACAACAACAACGUCGCUGCUCUCUUGCCAGAUUCCAACCACUACCAGGAGGAAAUUUCUCUGCAAGUGCCCAACACCGCUGAGAUCAAAUCCCGGAUCUCGUCCACGUCCUCUGCCUCUACGGACCUGAACAGCCUGGAUACCAGCGAGGAAGGGGCCGAGACCCCUGUGGUGCAGUCCGAUGAGGAAGAACUGCAGCAAGACGGCCCUGAAGAACAGGAGACCAAGAGCUAGCGUGGAACAGGGGGGAUUGUUUUGUUCUGCAUCCACCCCACCAUAUGGGACCUUGCCAGCAUGAAGUGAUGAAGGAACGUGGCUGGCUGGCUCUUUUGACUCCCACUGAGUAAACCCCACAGAUGCUCCCUGUCCCAGUUGUUGUAGUUGAGGAGGGUUAGAAAUAAGCCUCCCCACUGCAAGAUGAUCCAUCCAUGGAGAGGGUGAGGAGCAGAGGGAGGAUGGAGUGAGGCAAGGGAACUGUAAACAUUUUAAAAAUAACAAUAAUCUAACUCUUCAGGCUUCUACAGCUAAUGCUCCUGCUUCACUCACCCUCUCAGUUUGCUGCGGCCCAGGCAACAGUUAUUUCAAGCAAAGCCUUUGUGCAAGCGUGCAGCCUCCCCUGUCCCCAACACACACACAUAUACACCACGGCUGUUUAACUGUGACAUAAUAGAGAAUUAUAUUCCUUUCAAAACAAA
Molecule: messenger RNA, 1180 nt
Organism: Elgaria multicarinata webbii
Lineage: Eukaryota; Metazoa; Chordata; Lepidosauria; Squamata; Anguidae
Gene: DBNDD2
Product: dysbindin domain containing 2
Exons: 4
Coding region: 171-719 (182 amino acids)
Biological process (GO): negative regulation of protein kinase activity
Cellular component (GO): cytoplasm
Source: RefSeq, a predicted model, not a curated record